UUCACUCUUGUGAAGGUGUCUCCAGUCUCACUCCCGUCGUUUGUGUAUUUCCAUGGAUUAUGGACGAUAACGAAAGUUAAUAUAAUAAUUAACUCACAUUGAUAUCGACAAAUGAAUUGAAAUUAAUUUUCUAAUGGUCACGCAUCAUACCAAGAGUUUUGUUGAGGGAGCCAACCAUCAGAUGAUGUAAAUGUUCAGCGGUGGGUCUCUAUUUUUCUCCAAAAAAUACCGGCCGUUCAACUCAACCCCAUGGAGUUCCCAGCCGUGAAAGAGCCUCCUCCACCUCCCCCGGAGGAGGCACCCUCAGACGUCUCCACUCCCCAACACCCCCUCCUAAAUGACAGAUCAGAGACCCCAGACAGCAAUCGCGCGGACUCAGUCACCUCGAGUCCCAAGAUCUCAAAGCCAGUGCUGGGUAAGGCCCAAGCAAAGAAACGUCUGAUGGCCUUCGCCAAGUUCAAUGUCACUGUGAAGCAAGCCCUCGAUAAAUCCAAAGAGAAGCUCCAGGCAGCCUUUCCCAAAGACCCUGAUCAAAAGUCAAAAUCAGAUCUCUCAAAGACCACCGGAAACGUCGAACACUCCAUGGAGCCUCCUCUAGACUCUGAGGAUGACCAGAAGUCCCAAACCUUCUCCAAGAAGUCUAAGAAGCUCUCGGAGAAGAAGCUCCCCGCAAUUGAGGAAAUAAUCCAAGAGGAAGUUCGCCGAAAGCAAAUAAUGGCCAGUGGAAUUCCAGAAAAGCCUUCGACACUGGAAAAAACGUCUUCCAGGACUCCAACAGACCCGAGAUUACGUGACUCAGGUCGAAGAGCCCGAGAUAAUCGUUCCAGGAACUGGGAGGACUCCAGGAGAUUUAACGCUCGCUUUCCUGACAGGAAAUCCCCCUACAGAAGCUCCUUUGGAGCCUCAGACACAUCAAGAAGACGAAGAACCCCCGAGAGAGAUCGAGGAAGGAGCCGUCGAGAGCGAAGACGAAGUACCUCUCCCGAAAAUCCAAAUCCCAGGGGUAAGGAUUCAGAAAAGGACGAUUCUUUGGAUCCUAGGAUUGAUCGCAGAAGCAGGGGCAGAUGGUCCAGGAAUCGCAGCAGAAGUUAUUCAGAGGCCGAGAGCAACUGGAGGACCUUCAAGUCCCAAGGACAGAUCAUCAGGAGCAAAACCCCCCAUAUUGAACCUCCAAAUGUGCCAAUUGACGUGAAAUUGAAAAAUCCCCAGGAGUACAAGAGCCAUUUUGAUCAGAUGCUGAUGGUGAGCGAUAUGAGGUCCCUCAGAACUCCAGUACUGGUCAAUGGAAUCGAUGAUGGAAUGAGGGAGUAUCCCCCAGAGUCCAUCAGGAUCACCAGGAGGAUUAAGGGAAUGGUCUACUCAGAGAAUCCUAACGUCGCCUUGUACUUGAGUAAAAGGAGACUGACACAGGUACUUCCACCUGAGAGGUGCAGAAUCAUGAGGGAAAUCAGUGAUUCUGAGUUCAAGGAGUUGCAGACGUACGAGGCACCGCUGACGAGAAACUGGUACAAGAGAAUUGAUUGCUAUGGGAGAUUGGAAAUUGUGAGGAGGUCUAGUUUGACGGAUCCUCUAGGGGAUGUCCCCCCGAAGUCCAGAUGGGAGUUGGAGGAGGACACCAAGGUUCAAGAGGAUGACACGGCUGAGGAGUUUGUUGGGAAAGCUUCUGAAGACGGAGGUGACGAGGAGGUGACGAACCUUGAGGAGGAAAAGAUUGAAGAGACUAGGGAGGAUGAGGAAAUCGAGGAGGGAGAAGUGACUAGUGGGCUCGCGUCUGAGUAUGAAGAGUUCAUGAAGAUGGUGAGCAUUGAUCCUGACUGUUCUGCAAAGGAUUCGUCAUUGUCUCCAGAGGUGAAAUCCUUGAGGCCCAUUUCAAAAGCUGUCGAAAUUGACCCAAAAAAAUUGACAAAAAUCGAAGAGGAAGUCCCUCGUGAAGAUUCCGGAGAGGAAAAAACGGUUCUUCCGGAGGAAGAGACCUCGACGCUUCCAGAGACGAUAAUUGUAGAGGUGGAAAAACCUGUGGAGUCUCCAGAGCUAUCACAACCAAAAGAUCCCAAGUCCCUGACGAAAAAAAUACUCCAGAAAAAGCCCCCGAAGAGGAGACAACCAACGUCAACAGAGACGAGUGAUUCCUCGAGUUCGGACUCUGAAUUCGAGAGGCGAAAAAGAAAACGACGAAGAAAGAAGAAGAAGAAAAUCAGGGACUCCAGCACGUCCAGCAGCAGCAGUGACGACUCGAGCAGUGAAGAUCUCUCUAAAAAACGGAGGAAGAAUUCGAAGAGGCGACGCCGAAAGUAUAAAAAAUUGAAACUACAAAAGAAAAAAUCGAGGAAGGACUCUUCAGAUUCAGACUCCAGUAGUAGUUCCGAGAGAUCCCACAUGCAAAAAACGAAGAACGUUAUUUCUAAGCACUCGAAUGUAUCUAAACCUGACAGGUCCAGCUCCUUGGAAAAACAAAAAGUUCAUACGAUAAAAAAAGAAAUUGACGAGGACGACUUUCCUCUGGAAAAAAAUUCUAUUUCAACUUCACUUGACAUCUCGGGUGAACAAGAAUCCCUGAAGAUCGAGCAAAUAAAAAUAAAAAUCGAGAAAAAUAUUACUCCCAGUGCAUCCGAGCAAGAAGACGGGGAGAUUAUGGAGGCAGUCGAGAGAAAUCUCUCGAAAUCUCCAGAAUUUCAACUCGAGAAGGAGAAAAUUGCGGAGAAAGAGUUGACUGAUCAGGAGAGAAUCGCUUCAAUUCCAAUUCCCGACGAAGUUCAUCCACUGGACAUACUGAAACCCGAGGAAAUCCCUCUACCCUUGACUCCAAUGGCCUCCAGGGAUAUCCCCCUUCCCCCGACCGAGAAUGUUGAGAAAGAAUUACUGGAGAAAAAGAGGAAAAUUGAACUGGAGCUCCUGAAAACUCGAAAACCCAAGAGCUCUCAGCGAAAACGUAGGUUUUUUGAGAGCAGUACAUCAUCCUCCAGCAGCUCCAGCAGUUACUCCUCAUCCUCCAGUACUUCUGGAGAUUCUGAAACAGAAAAGAAGGAGCGGGAUCGGAGGAGCAGGUCACAAGGGCGAUCAAAAUCCUCGAGAGUGAUUAAGAGACCGAAAAAGUGUCUCACAGAAUUCGAUUUUGAUUUUCCCUCGUUGACGCAACUGGAGAAAACGGGAACGUUGAUAGACGACUGGGAGGUGGACUCCAUGGAGGAUAUGGAGGAUCUCCCUAAGGAUAAACCCAAGAAACUGAAGAAAAUGGAGAAGGAAGUGAGAUACGAUCAGAAAACUGACACGUACAUUGCUGUUGAGAAAGAACUGGCGAAGGGAAGUAAAAAGAAACAGGCUGGAAGGGUUUGCUUGAGGAUCUGGGAAGAUGAAGAAGAGGAGGGAGAGCGAGAAGCUUUGCUGAUGAAAUCCGAUCCAGCAACUGCAGGAGAAGGAACUCUUGUAGAAGAGGGGAAAACCAAAGAGGAAGGAAAAACUGAAAAAUGUGAAGAUUUUGACAAUCAGAAAGAUGAAAAGUGGUUGGGAAUAACUGAGGAAAUUUCUAUCACGGAGGAAAAGCCUCUAGAAGUCAGACCUCGAUGGGACAAGAAGUCUUCAGAUUUAUCAACUGAUCCACCCACUCCGGAGGGCCCCCUGAUGCCGGUGAACUGGGAGGAAGAGGAGGAGUGGACGAGUUCAUUGAAACCUGUUGAGAUUAAACCCGUACCUCCGGCUUCCUCUGAUAAGACAAGAUCACAAACUGAGAAUUCCAAAAAUGAAGAGAAACCGGAAGAUCGUAGACGGGAUUUUUCGGAGCAUGAGAAAGUGGAUUUGUAUAGCCCGAGUUCACCAGCUGAUUCUCAUAAAUCAGAAACUGGGUUAGGGAGUUCUGAAUCUAGUGAAUCUACUUCAGGAGAUCGAUCAUCAGACUCGUCGUGUGGAUCACCGCCACAUAAAGUGGAGACAACUAGAAUCGACGGGCCUCCAGGUGAAGAAAUGAAAUCAUCAACUCCUCCUCUGGUUUCUCUGCCAAAAAUUGAUGAUUUUCUCAUUGAAAAGUCACCGGAGAAUCCGCAGGAUACUCUCCAUCAAUUAAAAUCAGACAUGUUUUCAAAAUUACGGGAGCAGGACCUGGAGAAAAUUGAGGAUAAAGAGAAAGAAGCCGAUGUCACAUCGAAGAAGACCUCUAAGGUGUCAGCAGAAGCUGUACCGAAGGCACCAGCUGAAUCUUCACAUAAAUCCAAGGAGGUCUUCAAGAACACAUUCGUGGAAAUUGGUCCGCAGUCCUCUAGGUCUCCAGAUCGUCGUAGGAUCUCACCUAGAGAUUCCGAAAAAUCGAGAGCCAGAAUAUCUGAGGAGAGGACAAGCAACUCCAGCUACAGGAGCAGUCGAAGUUCUGCUAAGGAGCUGGAGAAGCCGAAAAUUGAGGAGAAGAGAAGGGAUCGGUCAUCUUCACCUAGGAGGAGAUCCCCGGGGGAGAGGAAGUACAGGCGGUCGCCUUCCUGGCGGAAGAGGCACAGCCGGAGCAGAUCGAGAAGCUGGUCGAGGAGUAGAAGUAGAAGUCUUGAUCGAAGAGAUCGACAACAGAGGUUUAGACAUCCCGGGGAUGGACGAGAGAGAUACAGCCCAGGGCGCUCCAGAGGGAGAGAGAGGAGAGACUGGAGUCCGGAUAAGUCAUUGGAGAAGAGUUAUGAUCCCCUGGAGAUAUUCAGGGGGAGUAAGAGGUUUGAAUCGAGAAGAUUGGAGGCACCCAGAGAGGGAAGUGAGUCUCAGGAUCCCUAUGAUGUCCGACGUCUACUGGAGCUGCCGUUCGACGACAGGAGCUUCUCGAAGGAGAGAAGUCUCGACAGGGACUUGAUGGAUCCCCCCAUUAUUCCUCCUCUGUGCCCCGACUUGGAUGUCAAAUGCAGAUUCAGGAGGGAGAGGGGAAGGGAGGAGGAUUGGGAUCGCCGAGAGGGUGAGAGGAUGAGGAGGAGAUCACCAGAGAGGAGAAGGGAGAGGAGGAGAUCCCCCAGGAGAGGCAGGGAGAGAGAUAGAGACAGGGAAAGGGACAGAGAAAGGGAGAGGGAGAGAUUUGUAUCCAGAUCGAGAUCAAAAUCGUGGUCAAGAAGUCCUGCGAGGAGUCGAGAGAGGUCCAAUAGUCGCGGCAGGGAGAGGUCCAGGGAGAGAUCGAGGAGGCAGAGUAUGGAGAGAGUGCACAGUUUGGAAAGAGUGCAGACUCUGGAAAGGAUCCAGAGUAGGAGGAAAUCGAGGUCUAGGUCACCGUCUCCCAGGAGACGGAGACCGGAGAGGUUUAGGAGGAGUUUGAGUGGUGACAGGGGGAGAAAGAUUGAAACUAUUAUGCAUCCUUCUGGGAUGAAUCCUCCGGCUCCUGAAGAAAGCACGAUUCUCAAUGAGGGAACGCAGGUGCCCUCGAAUUUCAGAUAUCAACAAGAACCUCCAGAAAACUUCACUUACUACCCGAGCAACAACCUGACGUAUCCCCCACGAGUGGAAGACUCUUCCGGCUCCCCGAAGCGCCUCUCCCUUGACGAUCGUCUAGAGCUAGAGCUCGGAAUAAAAAAAUCCCAAGAGGUUCCCAUCUACCCCUCCACGUACCCCCACAUGCUGCCAGCCUCAUCAAUUCCACUGCCUGCAUCCCCAGCCCCCGGAGCAAUAUUCCAUCGUCCACCCACACUCCUGCAAGUGGGUAACGUCCUGCAAGUAGUCCCCAGGGACUAUCAGCCAGCUGGAGUCCCUCCAGUUCUUCGUGCAAACAUUCCACCGUCUCCAGUACCACCAGCAGCGAAUGGUAACCGAGUAUUGAGAGUUGGUAAUGUCCUGGAAGUCGUACCAACCACUAACCUCGACUGGGCCGCAGGUGGAGCACCUCUUGUCAAUCUGGAUAGACCACCUCCAACAUUUCCACCACCACUAGUCGCCAGUGUCUCUUCAUCACCUCAUCCUGUACCAGUUCCCGUCCCCCAGGUGCUCGCUCCACCAGUUUUACCUAAACUAUCUCAGCCCAAGGCGCCACCAGCGCCUCAACCGGUCUACAAUUAUGAGGCAAUUUUGGAAGCUCGAAAAAAGGAGAAAGAGGAGAGACGAAGAUUGAGGGAAGAGAGGAGGAGUGAAAAGGAGAAUCGUAGGAUUAUCAGGAUGAGAAAGAGAGCUGAGAAGGUUCUGGACAAAGUUGCUCGAACCAACGAAACUGCUGAAGAAGUUCCUGACACUCCAGAGGAUCCAAACAAAUUGAUUGACGAUGAACAUGAGGAAAGUGUUGCUGCAACACUUGGAGAAACUUCAGGAGAUGUCAAGGAGUUCGGGGGAGACUUUGAUGAGGACGAGGAAGUGGAUCUUGAGGGAGAUGUUGAGGAGGAUGAAGAAGAGGAGGACGAGGUGGAGGAGAGUGAGGAGGAUCAGGAGGACGAGGACAGCAGGGUGAUACCGGGACUGGGGGAUCUGAAGGAGUGCGAACAGAAAAUUGAUGUUGAAGGAUCCGUUGAAGUUCUUCCAGUACCGAAGAAGGGAAUUUUAGUGCCUCCAGGACUGUGGGCGAAUAGAUUGCUCAAUGGUGAUGAUGAGGAGGGAAUCGAGGCACCUGAAGGUUCCAAUGAAAGUGAGAACGAGGGUGGGGUUGAGGAGCUGGGGGAUGAAGAGGAGAGAGAGAAGAGGAUGAGGACGAGAAAGGCGAGGGCCAAGAGGAAGGCUGUGCAAUUUGCGGAUGGGGUGAAGCCGGGUGAGGGGACUAGUCCUAGUGGCGGUGAAGGGGACAUGCCCUCACCUCCACCACCUCUUUCCUCUUCGAUUCAUGAUCCUGUGAGGGAAAUGGUGAAGAAGAGGAUGAGGAAGAGGGAGAGAAAGAAGCCGAAGAGGGUGAAGGUGAUGAAGACUAAGAAGAAAGUGAAGGUGAAGAUAAUCAAGCUGAAGAAACCGAGAAUAACACCCUUGACAGCCCUUAUGUUAGACGAUUCAGACGAAAUGGACGAUCGAUCACCACCUCCACCACCCCCCGGCUCACCACCCCCUCCUCAUCUAUGGCCAAGUUAUCUAGCUGCUUACAGUGCAACCUUGAAAGCAGUGGAGUCAGUUGUAUCACCUCCCAGUGUAACUCAAACAGCGCCACCUCCAACUCCACUUCCGCUUCUGGUGCCACCUCCACCGUUGAAUUACACUAUCCAACCCCUCAACAAAGCUUGACUCGGGAUCCUUGGAACUGGGGGACUAUCAUCCCCUUUGGAGAGUUAGAGAGUAGAAACUGUAAAUAGAGUAUUUUUUAUUUUCUCUGUUGGCUUCUGUAAUAGCGUAAUACGACUCUAGACAUCCCAUCCAUCACUUGUCCAUUUCUUUUGUGUGAGAUAGGUAAUGUCUAUUGAUUAAACAUGUUGUAGACUGGUUAUAUUCAAGGAUUAUAAACGUUUCAAUUUAAUAAACAACUCUUGACGUA
Molecule: messenger RNA, 7387 nt
Organism: Diachasmimorpha longicaudata
Lineage: Eukaryota; Metazoa; Arthropoda; Insecta; Hymenoptera; Braconidae
Product: serine/arginine repetitive matrix protein 2-like
Exons: 6
Coding region: 250-7140 (2296 amino acids)
Source: RefSeq, a predicted model, not a curated record